Lampris incognitus (smalleye Pacific opah) is the source of this 2133-nucleotide messenger RNA. Its product is annotated as Y+L amino acid transporter 2. Lineage: Eukaryota; Metazoa; Chordata; Actinopteri; Lampriformes; Lampridae. Gene Ontology annotation, cellular component: membrane. Bases 140 to 1684 code for a protein of 514 amino acids. Gene Ontology annotation, biological process: amino acid transmembrane transport. The transcript is spliced from 10 exons. Gene Ontology annotation, molecular function: L-amino acid transmembrane transporter activity. The record is from RefSeq and is a predicted model, not a curated record.
GUGAGUUUCCUUGGUUCUCAAUGACAUGACCCAGGAUAGUUGCUUCAGAAAAACAGCGCCAGUCUGAACAAGACUCAUUACCCUUAGAGGGAAUAAAACUGGUCUUGAUAUUCUCCAGUGUAUCAGCACCAUUUGUAGAAUGGGAGACAUGAGAGAGACGCUGGGGGUCAUGAGACAGACGAUUUGCCCCGGUUCGAGGACUCCGUCCGAUGAGGACUUGAAGGCCCCGAGCGGCGAGAAAGUCGAGAAGAUGCAGAUGAAAAGAGAAAUUUCCCUCAUCAACGGGAUCUGUCUCAUCGUGGGCAAUAUGAUUGGCUCAGGGAUCUUUGUCUCACCGAAGGGCGUUCUGAUGUACAGCGCCUCCUACGGGCUAUCUCUUGUCAUUUGGGCACUCGGUGGCAUCUUCUCUGUGUUUGGGGCCCUGUGCUACGCAGAACUGGGCACAACCAUUACCAAGUCCGGCGCCAGCUACGCCUACAUCCUGGAGUCAUUUGGCGGGUUCCUGGCCUUUAUUCGUUUGUGGACGUCCAUCCUGCUGAUUGAACCGGCCAGCCAGGCUGUGAUCUCACUGACCUUUGCAAACUACCUGGUGGAGGCCAUCUACCCCACCUGCCAGCCUCCAUAUGAUGCCGUACGCCUCAUAGCUGCUGCCUGCCUUUCCAUGCUCAUCUUCAUCAACUGUGCCUAUGUGAAGUGGGGAACUAUUGUCCAAGACCUCUUCACCUACACCAAGCUCAUGGCACUCUUCCUCAUUAUCAUCAUAGGGAUCCUGAAAAUAUCAGUUGGAGAGACAAAGAACUUUGAGAAUCCGUUUGAGGGAUCCUCCACAGAGCUCGGUAGCAUAGCUCUGGCGCUCUACUCCGCGCUCUUCUCCUAUUCUGGUUGGGAUACCCUCAACUUUGUGACGGAAGAGAUUCAGAAUCCAGUGAGGAAUCUGCCCCUAGCCAUUGCUAUCUCCAUGCCCAUAGUGACCAUCAUCUACCUGCUGACCAAUGUGGCAUACUAUGUGGUUUUGGAUAUGCCCUCCUUGCUGGGGAGCGACGCUGUGGCUGUGACAUUUGGAAAUUUGGUCCUUGGGCCAUUCAAGUGGAUCAUUCCAAUUUCAGUCGCCAUGUCCUGCUAUGGAGGACUUAACGCAUCCGUCAUUGCUGCCUCACGGCUGUUUUUUGUUGGCGCGAGAGAAGGCCACCUCCCUAACAGUCUGAGUCUAAUUCAUCUGGAGCGCUUCACACCAAUACCCGCACUUCUAUUCAAUGGUUUAAUGGGUCUGAUCUUCCUGUGUGUGGAGGAUGUGUUCCAGCUCAUCAACUAUUUCAGCUUCAGUUACUGGCUCUAUGUGGGCUUAUCAGUGGCCGGCCUCAUCUACCUCCGCAUCAUCCAGCCAGACAGGCACAGGCCUGUCAAGCUGACCCUGUUCUUCCCCAUCAUCUACUGUCUGUGCAGCCUGUUCCUAGUCAUUGUCCCUCUGUACGCGGACACCAUCAAUUCCCUCAUAGGAAUCGGUAUCGCUCUAUCUGGUGUACCCGUCUACUAUGUAGCCAUUUAUCUGCCUGAAGAGAGGAGGCCAAAAUUCCUCGGCAGGCUAAACGCCCUUGCCACCAAAUACACACAGGUCCUGUGUUACUGCUGCCUGGCUGAACUGGACACUGAGCUGGAAACACUAGCAGACAGCAAAAGUCAUUGAGCCAUUACUGCUCUCAGACAAACCCCACCCCGUCCCCACCCCCGUCCUGGCCAUCUGGCGGAGGCCUCUAUCCCACCCAUGAAUGGAUAUGCACAUACCGGGAGCACAGAACAUAUUAUAGGGCCUUUAAUGGAUAGCGUGGCAAAUAACAGGCUUCACCCCUUUGCCACUGGGUAUUUGUGAGGAUUUUAAUACUCAUGCCAAGUCAGGUUAAAGAAGGCCUGCCAUCUCUGAUGUCUUGAGAUGAAGAACAGAUAUUUGAAAAACUAUGACUUGUUGGUUUCUUUUGUGAACAUUUUUAAAUACGAAAUUCCUAAGGGGUCAUGCAAUAUUUUUUGCAAAAGUCCUAAGACUUUUGCAAAUCUUUCACAAAACUCUCACCACCCAGCAGCACCUUGCUCAAGAACAACUUGAAGGCAUACUCCAUUCACUUUAAAUGCUAUAUGACA